This is a messenger RNA of Hermetia illucens (black soldier fly), 3348 nucleotides long. Its product is annotated as extensin-2. Lineage: Eukaryota; Metazoa; Arthropoda; Insecta; Diptera; Stratiomyidae. The coding region runs from base 550 to 3201 and encodes 883 amino acids. The record is from RefSeq and is a predicted model, not a curated record. The transcript has 2 exons.
GAUCGCACGUUGGGAAAUGGAUUUUCUUUCUUCUCAUAAAGAGUAGGGAGAAAUUUUGCGGAGAAAAUUUUAUUUACAUUUAUAAUAAUUCCACACCUUCAUAUGUGGAAUAACUUUUUAAUUGCCUUUUGGCAGAAGAAGUAGUAAAUAAUAUACAGCGGGUGCAUUAUCUGUAUGACCCCAGUUCAUCGGUUAAUGGAGGAAAAGUCAUAUGACUGGAAAAAUGAAAAUUACAUUGGUUGCAUCCGUAGAGAAAGGAAAGAUACGUAGAAGCGGAAAAGAGGGGUCGUUGUUCGUUGUGAACGCACCAUGAAAAAUAUCAUCAGCAUUUCUCCAUGGUAUCUUUGGAGAAGUCUUCAGAUGGAUAUUAGUUGCUUGAUGGCUGUUUACUUAUAAAUUUUAUAAAAGAUGUUACCUUUCAUGACUAGUGAUUAGUUGGGAAGUGUAUACCGACGCGAGCGGGAUUUAUACAAUAUUAAAUUUCUUUCAAAGUGUAGUUAUUAUUUUCUACUUUUAUUGUUUGUGCGUCUAACUGAUAACCGAAGAAAUAUGAAAACGAUUCCGUUGUAUUUUCUCAUUAUCUAUGGAUUCAAAUUCGUGAGAAAUGAAGAUACAGCGGAUAUCACAACUACUACGGAGCUUCCCGCAUUGUCCUUAGCUAGUAAUGAUACAGAUAUUGCCGUGAACGGAACAAAAGAGGACAAACCGAUUGCACUUGCAUUACAAAGGCUCAGACGGGAGCCCCCGAUAACUAUAUAUAAGCAUCGAGUACGAGUUUCCAGGCGUCGGCCGAAACCUCGACGUCGCAAUAAAAGUCAUCGACCAGUUUACGGACCACCGAAAUAUUCUCCCCCCGCUCCUAUCAGUUAUUAUAAAGUACCUCAUACAGCAUCAGAUGAAUCACCAAGUGGAGGAUACUCCUACAACCCACCCCAUGAUACGGGAAGCUCGAAAGAUAGCAUCUCACACAGCGUAUUGGAUGUAUCAUCUGACUUUAAUAUUCAGUCCAUUCCAGUGUCCGACUAUGGUAGCAGUAAGGAGUCCUAUGAAACCAGUUAUGGUGAAACACAUGAAGAAGAAAUAAUUCCAUUUGAGCCAGAUACCUAUAGUUAUCCAAAGCCAAUUGAGAAGAAAAAACCUAAGAAGCAUCAUCACGAAGAGCCGAUACAAGGAGGACAUAGUAUCUCAGAUAGCUCUCAUUAUUCUUAUGAUCCCCCAGCGAACCCAAUUGAACACAAUAUACCCACAUAUGAUGACAACGGCCCAGGUUAUUCAUAUGAACCCAAAGGAAAACCUCACGAUACUAAUCCAGGUUCAUCCGGCUAUUCUUACGAACCUCCAGCCGGAAACCAUGCAAGUUCUGGACCAGGUUAUUCUUACGAGCCUCGUUCAAAAACACCGGAAAUAUCGGCACCAAGCUAUUCUUAUGAUCCUCCGAAAAAUUCGUUUGUAGCGUCAGCACCAAGUUACUCCUACGAUCCUCCGAAGGAUUCUCAUGUACCAUCAUCACCAAGUUAUUCUUAUGAUCCUCCAAAAAAAUCACACGUACCUUCAACACCAGGUUAUUCUUAUGAUGCUCCAGCAAAACCAGAUGCAAAACCGCCACCAAGUUAUUCGUACGAACCUCCUAUAAAACCACAUGACACUCCAGAGCAAGGAUAUUCCUACGACUCACCAGCAAAGUCGCAUGAAAUUUCAGGACCUAGCUACUCUUAUGACCCUCCAUCUACAUCCCAUGGCUCUUCAGGACCUAGUUAUAGCUAUGAACCACCAGCACAGAGUCACGGAAAAACAGAGCCAGGUUAUUCAUAUGAAAGCGCUGGAAAAUCUGUUGGUGGUCAUCAAGAAGGUUCGAGCUACUCGUAUCCACCCCCAAAAAAUCAUCAAGAUGGACCGGGCUACUCUUAUGAACCAGCCGCUCCGUCGCAUCCAAAGGAAGAACCUACAGGUGGCUAUUCAUAUCCAACUCCAUCGAUUCCUUUUAAACCUCACGAAAUUUAUGGGGUUCCUCCUCAGCCACCCUCCUCAUCAUAUGGAUACCCUAUUCUGCCGAACCAGACACCCUCUAUUGAAAAUAAACCCAGCAUUCUCAGUGGGCCUUCCCAUGAAUUUGGUUCAUCUUCACAUGAUUUAUCACCGCCGGGAUCUUUAUAUGAUUUACCUUCACCAAGCAGCAAUGUCUACCAGACCGAGCCUUUCGGAAAGAGUCCUUCAGCCCCACUGGAUUCAACUUAUUCUUUUACAACGAAUUCAAAUUCUUACAAUUCCCUACCGACAACUGGUACAAAAGCCGUGGGUGGUCAUUUCGCAGAGCCACCUCCCAAUCAUAGACCUAACUUUCCUGAUUCGAAAUUAACUACAUCUCAUUUGCCUCUCGAUCACGAUCACCUGUCGUCUACGUAUGGUUCAUUGAAAACCAGUUAUGAGGUGCCAAUUUAUGAUGCGGUCCCAUUCACUUCGUCGCCACAAGAUUCUUAUCCACCGAAUCUUCCGACAUCUUACAAUCAAAAUAAUUUCCAGACUAUUGCAAGAGGGACUAACAAAGUAGAAGUAUUUGCACCACCGAAUGGAAUUCAAAAGCACCAAGAUACAACCGCACAGCAAACACAGAGGUUCAAUUCUGCCCAAGUCAAUAUUGUACCGAGCCUUGGCAUACCAUUAGAAGAGUUAACUGAACCUCCAUCAAACUAUUUGGAUGGAGAAUCUCGUAGGAAAAGCAAAAAGAAGCAUAGGUCCAAACAAACUAGGGGUGUCAACCGGUACAUUUCCGACCACACUGACCUUCACGGUGCUUUCAGUGCAGCGCAAGAAGUCACAGCUGCUCCUGAGGGAUCUAGUCCCAUAUUUACUCCAGUAACGAUAUCUGCAGUGCUAAAUAAUACAUCCAAUUUACAGUGGAGACCUAUAAGUGGAAAGGGCAGAUCCCAGAGAGGAUCAUCGCAUCAAACAGAAGGAGCUUCUUACUCAAGAGGUCAUCAUAUUGGACCAGGUUUGCCUGAAGCAGCCUCAAGCAAGCGUUCACAGCCAACUUACUUCAAUUCUAGACAAGAUAUAAGCGAGAUAAGUAUACAAUCGCCGGAAAUUUUUGUUUCCAACAAAAAAGCAUCCUCUUCUGAUGUGACGAGGAAAGGAUCGGUGUUUGAUGAGACUCUGAGCUAUUGGGAGAAGCAUUCGCUCCCGCGAAAUCAUAAAAUCCACUGACAUGUAUUGAGACAAUUAAUUAAUUUGUCAAGUAUUUUAUUUAGAUGUAGUGAUAUUUAUAGAUAUGUUUUAAUUAUCCUAUUUAUGUUUAUUUUCAUUGAAUUGUGUUUUUGUUUGCUUGUUAAUAAAUAUAUAAGUUUUUUUUUA